Prorocentrum cordatum is the source of this 984-nucleotide messenger RNA. The record is from the annotation of a GenBank genome assembly. NCBI's taxonomy places the organism in Eukaryota, Dinophyceae, Prorocentrales, Prorocentraceae.
AUGUCGGCAGAGGCGCGGGCGCUGCUGGACUCGCUCAUGGGCCCCGCCCGGGACAAGUCCAGAGAGGAGAACCUCAAGGCAGACGGGUGGAAAGAGGGCAACGUCUGCAAGAGAUACCUCGUCGGCUUCUGCCCAAACAACGCGCAGGACAACUGGUUCCACAAUACAAGGCGCAAGGACCUGAACGAAUGCAGGAAGAUUCAUUCGGACAGAUUGCGGGACGACUUCCUGAACCACGAGGACAGAGACAAGUACGAGCAAGAGUACGAGAAGGACUUUCUCGACUUCCUCGAAGGGCUCGUGCGGGAGGCCGACGCGUGGAUCGCCAGGGAGAACUCCAACGCCAAACUGACGGUCAAGAAGGAUAAGACGCCCGUACACGUCAAAGAGAAGCUCGCCAAGCUGAAGAUGCAGUCUGACGUGCUCUUCAAGCGCGCCGAGGAGGCAGCCGAUGCCGGCGAUAUGGCGGGCAGCAGAUCAGCGGUGGAGCUUGCGAACAUAGUGAACAAGGAGAUCGAGGAGCUGAAGGCGGAGCACGCGGAGGGCAAGGAGAAAGAGGAGACCUCCGUGGCAAUAGUCUGCGACGUCUGCGGUGUGAGGUGCAACCCGGAUGAGAAGGCGGACUUUGAGGCCCACGUGGCAGGCCGGCUGCACGAGGGCUACACGAAGAUCCGCGACAAGGUGAAGGAACUCCGCGAGAAGUUCAAGGCGCGGCACAGCAAGCGGGAGGCCGAAAGGGCCGAAAGGGCCGAAAGGAAGGAUAAGGAGAGGGAAAAGGAGAAGGAAAAGGAUAAGGAUAAGGAAAAGGAAAAGGAGAAGGACGGCGGGAAAGACAAAAGCGAGGACGUCGAGAAGCCGCAGAAGGAGAAGGAGAAAGAGAAAGACAAGAAGUCGCGGUCCCGGAAACGGUCGCGAGGUCGGGACCGCGACCGUGGCCGAGACCGCGACCGCGACCGCUCGCGCUCCAGGCGGAGGAGGCGCUGA